This is a messenger RNA of Strongyloides ratti, 633 nucleotides long. RefSeq names its product Peroxisomal biogenesis factor 11 family-containing protein. Gene Ontology annotation, biological process: peroxisome fission. Lineage: Eukaryota; Metazoa; Nematoda; Chromadorea; Rhabditida; Strongyloididae. The record is from RefSeq and is a predicted model, not a curated record. The coding region runs from base 1 to 633 and encodes 210 amino acids. Gene Ontology annotation, cellular component: peroxisomal membrane. The transcript has a single exon.
AUGGAAAAAGUUACAUUACCUAGAAUUGUUCGUACACUUUCUACCUAUACAGGAAGGGAUAAAUUUGUUAGAUCCCUUUAUUUUACUCUAAUAUUAUUGGCAGACAAAGUUGGUGGAAAAACAUCAGAACACAUUAUGAUUCUUGCUAAACAAUUAUCUGCUGCAAGAAUGAUUUUUAGACAAUUUAAUCAUUUUGGUAUGUAUAAAGCUUGCCUUGAUACAUUAAAAUCAAUGUAUGAGGCAAAAGAUAAAAUUGAUUUUUCUCUUGGAGCAGGAAUAACGGGUAUUUAUUCUGUGUAUGGUAUUGUAGAAUUAAUUGGAUGGAUUGGUGAUUCAAAGUUAAUUGCUGUUGAUAGUGCAAAAUACUAUAAAUAUUGUUUAUAUUUAUGGAUUUGUGCUUUGGUUACAGGAAUUAUAAGAGGGAUAAGACAAAUAAUUAUAAAAUAUUUAAAAAGAAGUAAUAUAAAUGAAAUGAGAGAAGAUAUUAUAUCAACUAUUGGUUUGACAUCUGAUUUUAUUCCAGCAAUAAAUUCUUUGACAUUUCCUUUUUUGUGGAGUCAAUCAUUACCAACAAAAAUAACUGCAAGACUUUCAUUAAUUGCUUCAAUAAUUGGUUUGUAUAAAGUAUUUUAA